Messenger RNA from Polypterus senegalus (gray bichir), 2202 nucleotides. RefSeq names its product FAM3 metabolism regulating signaling molecule A (gene fam3a). The transcript has 10 exons. Bases 271 to 966 code for a protein of 231 amino acids. The record is from RefSeq and is a predicted model, not a curated record. Lineage: Eukaryota; Metazoa; Chordata; Cladistia; Polypteriformes; Polypteridae.
AUUAUUAUUAUUUUUUUUUUUUUGCUAACAGUGGCCACUGUGCAUCUCAUCCCAUACUAUUUAUGUUGGUAUCAUGCUGAUGCUUGGUCGCUAUAGAAGUUUUUUCUACUCAUAGCUGUUAAACGGAAUAAACCUUUCCAAACCCCGGGGUAUUGGGCCAAGCCACGUGCCGUUUACGUAGCGUACAGGAGGAGGCUUCUUUUUGUUCCUGGCCUGGCGCAAAGAGCAAGGUUUGGACCGUCUGUUAGGAUCUGACAUUAAAAAAAAAAAAUGAGGUUGGCAGGGCCCUUGCGGAUUGUAGUGGUCCUUGUGACAGUAGGGCUCACAUGGAUAGUGGUCAGUACCAUGCUGGGUUCAGACAGAGGUUUCCUCCAUGUUGGACAGCUAUUUCCUGCUCAGAAUGAAGGACCAACAGCAGCAGACGUGAGGCCUAAGAGGUAUAAGUGUGGCCUACCAAUGCCAUGUCCAGAGAAGUACUUUGCCUUUCGAAUUGUCAGUGGAGCAGCUAAUGUCAUUGGGCCCAAAAUUUGCUUGGAAGACCGAAUACUCAUGAGCAGUGUUAAGAACAAUGUUGGACGUGGUGUGAACAUUGCUUUGGUUAAUGGAGUCACCGGUGAGCUCAUAGAGGCACGUUUUUUUGACAUGUGGGAAGGAGACGUCAACGAACUGCUCAAGUUCAUUCGACCACUGCAUGAAGGAACACUUGUAUUUGUUGCCUCUUACGAUGAUCCAGCUACAAAAAUGAAUGAGGAGGCACGGAAGAUUUUUACUGAUCUUGGUAGUACUGCUAUCAAGGAUUUGGCUUUCCGAGACAGCUGGGUGUUUGCUGGGGCUAAAGGAAUUGAUGACAAGUCUCCUUUUGAGCAGCACAUAAAGAACAAUAAGAAUAAUAACAAAUAUGAAGGCUGGCCAGAAGCUUUAGAAAUGGAAGGCUGUAUCCCACAACGGUCAUUGGAGGAGCAGUGAAUUGUUAUAAUUAUUGAAGCAUGUCAACAUAGCUUCACACACAGACUGUGCUCAUUGCGUUAAGCCAUUAAAGCAUCUUGAAACACUUUAGUAGGAACUCGCAUGAUCCACUGAAAAGACUUUAUCCCAAUCAUCCCACAAAAUGCCUCUUCAGUGAGCAGCAUUGUGUUUUGAAUAUAAGUGAUUUUGGGGGGGAAAAAAACAAGAUUUGUUAGAUUAAAUGUGCUUUGCCAUUCUUAUGGCAAAUUGACCUUAAGGUUCUCAAUGAGAAUCAAUUCAUACUGACUGGUUCAGUUUAGUAAGCAAGCCAUAAGUAUGGUGGACAUUACAGUGUAUGGAAUAUAUUUGCACAAACCCAAACACUGAAUGGUCUCCAUAGAUUUGCUCAGCUUUUAAUACAUUUGCUUCCGUUGUGUCAAAGAGUUACCUCAUUAUAAUCCUACUGCUUUACACCUCCUGUGCUAAGUUAGUGCCUUUCUCUAUCCUGUAUGGCUAGUAAGAACAGUUACUUUCCAUUUCUAUAGCUACACCUCAAAAGUCUAGUAAUAAUAUAGUCCAUUUUGCUCUUUAUCUUUCUGCAAUAAUUGAUUUACUAAUUCCCAUAGUUUAUUCAUUCUUUCAGUUUAGUAACAAUAAUUACUUCCUUGUUUAAAGAGCCCUGGCACCCAGCUUUUAUAAUAAUAGGUGCCUUGAAGCUUGCUUCUUAUUUGAAAUCACAUCCUUCCUAAUUUUAAGUAAAUACCAGUUUCUAAUAUUGCACUACCUGAUUCUGCCAUCAUAUAAUGACAGGCUUUGAAUAUACUUGCAUCUAGCAUAUUUAGCCUAAGUUUAAAAGUGGCUAAAAAAAUGUUGUUUUUUUUUUUUGUAAAAGUAAGAAUUCCUCGAGAUUGGUUUUAAAUUUAGAGUUAGGUUUUAAAUUGGACAAUAAAAAUGUUUAAUGAACAUUUUCUUAAUAAAUCGUUAACACAAAACUUGCAUAGCAAUAUUAGUGAUUUAAUGUGACUUAAUUUAGGUACAUUUGGAUUCACAAAUCCAGAUCCGUUAUGAAGGAAAAGAGUACUGCAAAUUUCACUCCACAACUUGUAAACAUGCAAAGCCAUUGCUGCUAGGUUCACACAAGUGCCUUCAGUGGGUUCAUUAUAUCUACAGUUUGACACAGAAGAAUGUGAAACAAGAACUGUUAGUGAAUAAGGAACUACUAAAAUAAAUAUUUUUUGCCUUUCUUGCAAAUGUGAA